Rhodamnia argentea is the source of this 553-nucleotide messenger RNA. RefSeq lists its product as uncharacterized. The transcript has a single exon. The record is from RefSeq and is a predicted model, not a curated record. NCBI's taxonomy places the organism in Eukaryota, Viridiplantae, Streptophyta, Magnoliopsida, Myrtales, Myrtaceae. Bases 112 to 468 code for a protein of 118 amino acids.
AACCCUAAAACCAAAAAAACACUCACCAAAAAAACACAGCACGAAAGCUUGUUCAACAUCGCUUCGAUCUUCUCUCACAAGGAGCCUAACACUUUGCUGAUAUUUCCAAGAAUGGGAAACUGUUGCACAGCUGGAUCUUCCACGAUCUGGGCCGGCGAUGAUUGGAACUCGCUCCUUGAUGACGGAGGAGAAAGCAAGAAGAGGGUUCUCGACGACGAUACCGAUGGAAAGAGAGUUUCUUCUUCAUCUUCUUCUUCUUCGCGCAGGAGAGAGAUGAAGAUCAAGAUCAGUAAGAAGGAGCUGGAGAAGUUGAUGGAAAGAAUAGAGGCUCAAGGACUGUCUCUAGAGCAAGUCUUGCCUCUCCUGAUUAACAAGAACAGCUCCGAUCGUCAUCGGUCGGGUUUCGCGAAGCACGGCAGCCAUCGUUCAUGGAGGCCGGCUCUGCAUAGUAUUCCGGAAACCAUCUAGAAAGAAGCUUUUCUCAUUCUUUUGUUCUUUGUAUGUACAUGGGACAAGGCAUAGAUUUCCUCUAGUUCCUAGGUUAUGGUAGGCU